AUGAAAUGUGAGCCCCGGUGGCCGAGGACGCUGGAUCGGCCGCUUAGCCCGCCACCCGAGCGCCGCGGGGACAGACAAAGAGACCUCCGCCCUAGCGCAGCCCCGCGCGGCGGCCCAGGCUCUCCUCGAAGGCUCCCAGCGCGAUGGCCAGGUCUGCGCGCCACCCCGCUCUCCAGAGCGCUGCCCUCUCCAUCUGAGCGCCCUCCAGCGCCCCCAUCCCCUCCCGGUGCCGGAGCUCUGCGUUGGCUCCCAGCCCUCUCUACAGACCGGUCUGUCUCUCUGUCCGUCUGUCCUGGUGCGCAACCUCCGGCCACCGGCUUGGAUGGACGCGCGGAGGGUGCCCGGGUGUCCAGGGGUCUUGUUUCCGAAGUUGGUCCUGCUCUUUGUCUACGCAGAGGAUUGCCUUGCUCAGUGUGGCAAAGACUGCAAAUCUUACUGCUGCGAUGGAACCACGCCCUACUGUUGCUCCUACUAUGCCUAUAUUGGGAAUAUUCUCUCCCUCACAAAGCAAUGACAGUGAAGAAAUUAAAAGAAAAAAGAAAAAAAACUCACAAGGUCAAAGAGAAGAUAGCAGACAACAAAAGUAACAUUUUGAAAUCUGGGAAAUAGUCUAACCGCUGGUAACUGCUUAUACUAGAGAAAGCAAUGAUCUGAGUCUGUUGCAGCAGAAAGCCAAAAAGCCAGUCAUUUCUACUCAAAACUACAGAAAUCCUCAGGGAUUGGAGACAACUGCAGGCGUGCAAAAAAAAAGAAAAAAAAGAUUGAAAACUGGAAUGUGGACUGAACAUCUUUAGAAGAGAAGGUAGACUUCCCAUAUCCCCUUUCCACCCCUGCUUUAUCAAGAGAAAAUCUGGGGUCAGUUUUGGAGAGGUUUUAUCUACAGCCUCUGGAUUUGGAGACAGCAGGUAUAGUUGAGACUGGAGGGUGAGUUACUGUGCUGAAAACAGAGGGAUUAUGGGAAAAUCUUCCCACUGCAGAGAGAUUUGUUCUCCACGUGACUCCUGAAAGGCCUGCAACCAGGACCACAUACUUUGAGGCUGGAGAUUGGUAAACUGCCUUCUGCAAAAACAUCGAUCCACCCCGAAGUGAAGACUUACAGUAGGGAUUUUUAACCAUGAAAGAGAACAAUAAGUCAUUUUUGUUUUCACUCACCUCUGAAAGUUAACAUUUUCAUUAUUUCUGAAUGUGGGCAAGAAACCAUCAUAGUAUUAGCAGCAUCUGUGACUUUGUCACAAACAGAAAUCACAGAUUUUUUUUAUCACAUUACUCAUCACAUGUACCUUGAAAGAGUAUUUACACUCAUUGUUAUUUCAACAGUUAUUAGACACAACUCUAAAAUUUAUUAUAUGCUGCAUUAAUAAAGAAGCACAUAUUACUGUAUCACAGAUGUAAUUUUUAAUAUUUUGAUAUAAUCUAUUUCAUGCAUUUAAAAACAUUAUUCUGAAACAGGCUUCACCAGACUACUAUGGCACCAGAAAAGUUAAGAACCUCUAAACUAUGGAUACAAGCAUUUGGACAUUUCCCCUAACCAGACGAAUGAUCCCACGAUAGCAGCCUUACAGUAAGACUCACAAAUGGAUAAGCCACACUCAUGUUUCCGAAUAGGGUUUUUUGGGGCCUCACUUUUAAAUGUGAUUUGACAGUUGAGAAAAACCAGACCCUUGAGGACAACCUCUACUAGGAAAGAUAGAGACGGAACAAAACAAAAUAGAAUCAAAUCAGAAACAGAGGGGGGAGAGAAACAAAGUGGUGAGAAAAUAAACAUGUGAAAGAAGCAUCAUAAUUAAAUGAGAAAUGAGACUAUAUUGUAUUCAUAAAACAAGGCCAGGACACUACACAGACAGGGACAAAGAACAUGAAGGAGCGCUUAGAAAUUCGAUUAAGAUAACUUCAAUAAAAAGCUCAGCAGACAUGCAGAAAAUAAUAUGAAGGACAACAUUUCUGUUUUGCUUCUUCCAGGAAGUAGAGGAAAAAGUCAAAGAGAUGGAAAUGGGAGUCUAUCCACUUUACUUAUUAUUCUCCAUUUACCAAACACCUCCUGGCUUCCCCUUCUGCACGCUAUGACUCCACCACAAUGCCCUCACCCAGGCCCACCCACCCCCUACAGUAGCACAUGAAAGAAGGUGAGAAAAUGGGUUGGUUAUAGGUAGGGCAUCAGUAAUGUACCGUUUCCAUAGAUUGCAAUAUCUGAUAACUGAAGGUUCAUCUCUGUAGUGAUCAUUACUGCUGCUCACCAAAUAUUUCUGGUUUUCUCCUUACCAGCCUCAUGGUAGUAGGCUGCUCCCUCUGCUGUAGUUUGAAGUUGAGCAUUGCUCAGCGACUUGCUUUGGCCAGUGAAAUGUGCUACCCUUCUGCAGAGACGCUUUCAGAGCUGGUUUACUAUUUGGCCUGUGCUCUUCUCUGUGUUGCAAUGAAGCCUCUGCCAGUCUGGGUCACUGAGUGCAAAUACGGGACAAAUACCCCUUCCUGCCAACCUCAUGCUGGAUAUAAAGCUUGUGCAUUAGAUAAACCUUGCUUGGACCAAGCACUGAGAGCCUGAGGUUGUUUCUAUUGCAUAUAAACUAGAAUCUCCACCGUCUACCUCCCUGCAUGGGUUCUUUAAGUAUUCUGAGUUGUGAACCAAAGGGAAAUGGCACACAAAAGAACAGGACAGAGAAAGCUGAGUUGGACCCUUUAAUAGCCUUGAUCUUUUGCAUAAGUUACCUGGGUUGCAGUGGCUUUAAGUCAAACACUACCUAGACCCAUACCUGAUCCCAGCACCCCACAGCCUCUGAGUCCCUGCACAUGCCAUUCUUUCUAUCUUCUAAACUCUCCCUAGACCUUCUCCUAUACUCUUAAUUAAGUAGUUAACUUGUGUUUACCUACCCAUCCCAAUCCCCUCCAGCAUCACUUUCCAUGAAAACUUUUCUAAACACAGAUGCCAUGCAAGGUCCCCAGGCUUUAUGCUCCUACACUUAUACUUUUCCUCCACAGUGUUUGCAGGGUUUCCAGUUACAAAUUUGUGGCUCUUUUGCUUUACUGCAUGAGUCCAGCAUCUCUGUCUGGGCCUGACACACAGUAGGUGCUCAAUAAAUACGUUUUGAAUGAAGGAACACAUGAAAGUAGCAUCGAGAAAGCAUCAAGAAUGAGUCUGGCGAAUACAGAAAUUAGGUGGUGUUGGGGAAAAUUCAGAAAUAAAGAUCAAGGCACGGAUGAAAACAGAACCAGUUCAAGGCCUGCAAUUUAGUGGUACCCUGGUAACAUCAAGAAGAACAUCCAUUUCCAUUCUGGUGUCUCGGGGCUGCUAGUGUUAUAAAAAUAGUGACUAAAAAUCAAAGGGAAAAAGUUAUCAUUUUCUUUCUACCAAAGUAUUGAAUUUUAAAAGCAAAGCUUCAGGCCCUUUAUAGUCACAUUAGAGUGACUCCUGCCAUGCUUUUCUAAAAUGAAAACCUCUGAAGUAUGGAGGAAAUGGUGUUUAAGAUGUACUAAGGUGACUUACACCUUCCAAAAAAAGUCUUAAGUUCCAGUCAUACCUGAUUUUGAAAUGUUAUAAUUUGACAUUGCCUUUCUUUGAUAAUGUACAUGAUUUCUUAAUUCACAAAGACUAUAUACAUAUACCCAUUUGAUAAAAGCAUAAUAAAUCAUUAUACGGAAAAGCAGGGCUUAAUACCUGUAGGGUUUUCAAGACUGUAUCACUUCUGCUCCCCCCUCCCUUUUUUUUUUCAUGUUUCUCUGGCAACUUAAGGCUUAUGUGGUGAGGGAGACAUACCAACUUACCGGUGGUCUAUUGGAUGGGCAAGUUACCAAUAUCCUCCCGGUGCCUCAGAGUUCCCUUGACUCCUGAACCUGAUGGAGAAACAGAGCUGCCCUUGGAGAGGGGAUCUGAAGGUGGCUACUGACUCAUCAGGGCAGCCCAUGCAGAGAAAAGAACCCUCACGAUGCAGCCAUUGUGUGUAAAACAAAUGAAAUGAGACAAUCUCCUGGAUUUUAGAAAGAACUGUAAUAAAACCUGAUUGGAAACUCACUGACUUCAUGCCACAGCCUCACUAGUACUAGUACUAGGGAGGUACUAGUAAAAGUUUCACAAGUCAGCCCCCCUGCAUCCAAAUUAAUAGAA
Messenger RNA from Hippopotamus amphibius kiboko, 4096 nucleotides. RefSeq names its product cysteine and tyrosine rich 1 (gene CYYR1). The record is from RefSeq and is a predicted model, not a curated record. Lineage: Eukaryota; Metazoa; Chordata; Mammalia; Artiodactyla; Hippopotamidae. The transcript is spliced from 3 exons. Bases 1 to 609 code for a protein of 202 amino acids.